Molecule: messenger RNA, 4617 nt
Organism: Caenorhabditis remanei
Lineage: Eukaryota; Metazoa; Nematoda; Chromadorea; Rhabditida; Rhabditidae
Exons: 19
Coding region: 1-4617 (1538 amino acids)
Biological process (GO): regulation of Rab protein signal transduction
Cellular component (GO): cytoplasmic vesicle
Molecular function (GO): protein binding
Source: RefSeq, a predicted model, not a curated record
AUGAGUAGUGGGACCGGUCUGACCGGAUCACACGAUGAACGACGUCUAUUCGAACAUUUCGUCAUAGCUGGACUCCCCGAAAACCAACAACUGGAACGUCUGACUCCUUCAUCCGAAGAAUGCGGCCUCCGAAACACUCAACCACUGGCACCAAUCACAGAUAUCGCUGUGAUUUUUCCGAGUCUUGGUGAAAAACCACCCGACGGAUUCGAUGUGAUCGAAUCAACUACCCUGGGCUAUCCCGCCGAUUUAAAUCAUGGUUCCAUCGGCCAAAAAUCGUGUUUUCUGUGUUUUCGACGUGGAUAUCAUAAGGCUCCGUUAGUGGAUAUCGGGAUAUUGGAUGAGGGGCGGGGCGACAAACCGAUGGUCGACUCGAAUGUUGUACAGACGACGCCGUUCGGGCGGUGUGCCAAUGUUAAUAAUGCGUCGCAGGGAAUCUACCUAACCUACCGUCGUGCUCCACCGAAUUCCUCGCAAAGCCAAUUCGUCGUCACCGAUAUAAAAGUGAUUCUCGCGAAUAAAGGAGAAAUCCCGCCGCAUACCUAUUAUAAAAUCACAAAAAACUUGAACAAGGGACUCGUCGGUUCCGAUGUGUUCAUUUGUUAUAAAAAGUCACAGGGAACCGCGAAACGGUUGGCUUAUAAGCCGGCAGUGUUGGAUUAUUUCCCGCGGUCCGAUCAUUCCGAUGUGAUGGAGGAUUUCAAAUUAGCGCAGAAUGUCGCAAUGUUUUGUCUUCCAAUGGGUGCACUCAUCGAGUGUUGGCCGACGAAAUGCGCUCCACCGGACAGAAGUUUUUCCACUUUUGUGCUCACUGAUGAGAAUGGCACGAAAUUCUACGGCUCCGCUGUGACAUUCUACGAGAAAUAUACAAAAGAGUUGACUGAAGAUCAACUCGAAACCUUAGAUCUCCGCAGUAAUGAAAAUGACCAAGAGGGCGGGACAGUCGGCGAUUCAAAUAGUAAUAAUGACCCGGCUGAUGAUGUCCUCUUCUACAAAAAUGUGUCAAUAUGUCUGAUCUCACGAUUUCCGUUCUUCAACUCUUUCAAACGCUUCCUUUUCUUCCUUCAUCGAAUGUCAUCGACACCGAGUUGCGGUCAUCCAGUGCCAAUUGAGCGUUAUAUUUCACAUUUAAUGUACGAAGUCUCGUUUCCAACACCUCGUCGGCCACGUGUCUUCAUGCAAUUGGGCGCUGAAAAUAUCAGUUUCGAUUCACAUGAUGAUAGUCAGCUCCCAUUGAACGGUGCCCAGUUAAUCGAUACUCUGAAAUACCUGGGAUCUGAUAAUUUGAUGUAUUUAAUGUUGUUGGCACUGCUCGAGCAGAAAAUAUUGAUUCAUAGUUUAAGACCCUGGAUGCUCGCCGCUGUCGCUGAAUCAGUAUGCGCUUUGAUGUUCCCAUUCCAUUGGCAAUGUCCAUACAUCCCACAGUGUCCUCUCGGUCUCGCCGGUGUUCUCCACGCCCCCUUGCCAUUCAUCGCUGGUGUAGACUCAAGAUAUUUCGAGCUCUAUGAAGAUCCGCCUGAUGACGUCACCUGUUUCGAUUUGGAUACUUCUACGAUCAGUUUUUCAUCCGUUCGCGCCUCUUUCAAGACAUCAAUGUUGCCGAAAAAACCGGCGAAACAGUUGAAAAACGCGCUGGAAGAUAUAUUUGGGAAGCUUCAGCAGCUGGAUUACUCGCAAAACGAAAAAACGGAGGGAGGCUUUAUUCCAGUCGAUAAGGAUCUGAAACAGCAACAGAAACGGCGGGAAUAUGAGAAUGCCAUUCACGACGCUUUCUUGAAAUUUAUCGCUAGCAUUAUGAAGGGAUAUCAGGCGUUUUUGCGGCCGAUCAAGAGUGCACCGGCUAAUGCACACGCAACUGAUACCGGGAAUCUGUUUGAUUUGGAUGGGUUCUUGAGAUCCCGUGACCGUUCAUCUGCAGAAUUCUACAAACGAUUCUCUGAGACUCAGUCGUUUAUGAGAUUCAUCGAGGAACGAAGCUUUGUAUCCGAUAAAAAUACGUAUAAUGCAUUCUUUGAUGAUUGUAUUAUCAAGCUGACGACAGCUGUUGAAGAUGGCCGAGACAUUGGGGAACUUCAACUUCUCGAACCGGACAACUCUCACAGUCAUACAACGACGCCGACUUGUGCGAUAACGGAUACAAGAGUGGUAUUUAUCCCUGCACCCGAGCCAUUUGUCAACCAGGAGACCGGUGAGGAGAUGCAAUUUGUGUAUGGAGAGUUUCCAACCAAGAUGAAAAGCGAGAAUUUCCAAUUGGAUCGUUUGGAGAAAAGCGGGAAGGAUGGGGAGAAGGUUCCGAUGCAUUUUGAAGCUUCUAGAUGCUCUGCAGUACGCACGAAACCAGAAACCAGGUCUUCACUUCUCGCAGCAACGAACGCUGUGAAAACUAACCCACUUCAUUGGUCAAAGACGCUGCUCUUCUACUCGUACUCUUUGUGGUUCAUGCAAUUGGAUAGUCUUCUGAUUGCUGCGCCAAACAAGAAGAAGAUCAUCCGACUCGCGUUUAAUGUGCUCGAUCGAAUGGAGAAAACGGAAAUAUUCCCUCUGGAUCAAGUGUGUUAUCGAAUUCUUAUCGAGUUGUGCGGAAAAUAUAAUCAGCCGGCGAUGGCGGUGAAAGUAAUGAGAGCGAUGCAGAGAGCUGGGUUGGAACAGAACGCUGUCACCUACGGAAUCUACCAUCGCGCUGUUAUGGACGCCACGUGGCCUUCACCUGCCCGAACGAAAGCCAUCAGAAUGUGGAAUUUGCUGAAAAUCGUUGUAACCGGAGCGGAAUUCCUUCGAAAAUUGGCGAAAGUCGACCGGCGGCCCCUCGAUUUAUCAGUGUUGGCUUCCCAGACGCCAGAAAAUGGAUCUGCUGAAAAUGUGGCAGAGAUUACUGUAGACUAUCAAAUUACAUCGUAUCCAUUGGAUGAAGAGGAGAAUGAUCGGAAAAGUUCAGUUUCCAGUCAACAGAAUGCGAUUAUGGAUCCACUUGGAGCAAUGGGACUCGAGAAUUCGAGAGAAAAGGCGAAAGAACGAUCGAAAUCGCUUGGAAAAAUCGGAAUGUCUCCAUCGAGAGCAAAGUUCUUUGCCGAUCACGCGACACUACCAUUUUCCAGCGAAAAUACACCGAAAUCUGACAAAAAGACAGAGAAAAGUGGAUGGUUUAAAGGAAUUGCGAACAGUCCAAUGUUCAAAAUGAUCAAAAGCACCACUUUCGACUCCCCCAAACCGCCUUCCGCCGAUAGCAGUGACGCUGGUUCCAUCACUGGCUCCUCCCCAUCCUUCCAUUCCGUCGUCACUCAGUUCAAAAAAGGAUAUGAUGACGUCAUGCCGUCCAGAUUCCGUCUUGGUGUGACCACUCUUCUCAACAAAUCUGUUGGUGCGAUGGGAAGCGGAAUGAUUUAUUCAGAUGACCGCACGUCGUCCGAGAAUCCAUUUUUUGUGAACGCCAAGGACCCCGCCUACGUUCUGGAUUCAGGCAACCCGUGUUGUCUGCUAAAAGAAGAAUACUGGAUGAGAGAGGUCUAUUUACAGUUGAAAAGGAGUAGAGAACGACUGGAAAAGGGUCAGAAAUCCAUGGAAAGUACAUCGGAAUCGGCUGAAAAUGAGGCCGAAACACUUCCGUUCUCCUCUCCAAAAAACGCGGCGGGAAAACUCGAAGUGAUUCUAUGCACUGCCACGUAUUGUCCAUCAUGUCACACAAUGGUUUACGACGAGGAAAUAAUGGCUGGAUGGAAAGUUGACGAUCAGAAUCUCAAUACAGUAUGCCCGCAUUGCUCUGGAAAUACAAGUGGAGCUACCGACGCCGUCGCGACAACUGAAACGACGAGUCCGGAGAGUGUGUUCGCACCACGACUAAAAAUUCGAAUGCGUUGGAUCGAUGAGAUGCGUAAUAGUUGGUAUCAGCCAGGAGGACUUCAGGAGUCGAGGAAUGCGACGCCCGAAAAGACACCUCCACCGCCCGAAACCUGUCUUGAAGUCGCCUUCGUGAGCCCUCUCGUCCUCCGUCGUGAACUCGAAACCAUCCUCACAUUGGACAAAGACGCAAUGAGAAACGAAUCGAUAAAAACGACGCACCCCAUCGUAUUCUGGAAUUUGAUCUACUACUUGCGUCGUCUCUCUCUUCCUUCUCAUUUGUUCUCGUGGAUUUCUGAAAGACAUCACAUCAGAUGUGUAUUCGAUAUUCCAACGCAACACGAUGAAUCGAUUAUUCCAUUGUAUUUCUAUAAUCCGAAUCAUGAUGGAAAUCCGGCAUUCGGAGAAUUUAAUCAGAAAAUUCAGAGAAGAACUGAUGAUGGAAAAGAGACGAAUGCGUACUCGUCAUGGAAGUUGGUGACGGAUUCAGUGAAUAAGAAUUUGCUUUUUAAAGCCGUCCAAACGCUGGUUAACUCGUCGAGAUUAGUGAAGAACGGGAGUGUUCAUGUUGGAGCACAUUUCCCUAUUUUCAGAGACAUCCAAUUCGCCUCAAUCGAUCUAUUCGGUCGCGCCCUGCUCCGCGACGCUUUGGACACUCAAUACGACACUGAAUCUAAUAAAUUGCCGCCAAAAAUCAAAGAAAUUCUUCCCCUCCAAGAUCAUCCACUAUCCCAUGUCACAAGAGCGUGCCGUAAAGUUUUUAUGCCACUCGACCUAUUUUAA